Molecule: messenger RNA, 418 nt
Organism: Prorocentrum cordatum
Lineage: Eukaryota; Dinophyceae; Prorocentrales; Prorocentraceae
Source: the annotation of a GenBank genome assembly
GGCGACGGCACUGCGGCACUCUGCGCCGAUGAUUCACGCAUUUUUACGCUCUCGAUGCACUGCGGCGACAAUUUUCCGUUGGUUUCAGGGGACUUGCGCACCUUGGCCAUGACAGAGGUGAUCUGGACGUUGCAUUUCCUGCCGGCGGUGGUGACGAGGCCUUCAGUCGUCAGUUGCAAGACCAUUUGCCAUCUGUUCUGGAGCGCUUCAGACCUGAUCUUGUGCUUUAUCAGGCUGGUGUGGACAUACACGAGAGUAAUCCUCUGGGACAACUUCAGGCCACCGACAAGGGCAUCGAGCGCAGAGAUCGCUUCGUUUUAGAAACCUGCGGCGGCUACGCCAACAACAGCGCGGCGGCCCGAUUGCAGUUGGCGCAGAGACAUGCACGUCUAUGCCGUGUUACAGUUUCCGUGUGGGA